Messenger RNA from Camellia sinensis, 1399 nucleotides. Lineage: Eukaryota; Viridiplantae; Streptophyta; Magnoliopsida; Ericales; Theaceae. The record is from RefSeq and is a predicted model, not a curated record.
AUGGAUGCCACAAUCCAUCAGGACCUAAUCGAAACGGCAAGAGAAGAUGAUGACAAAGUCCACUUCCCAACAGAAGACGACACCGAUGAAUCCCAUUACAUAUACAUCCUCAACACAAUCCUAAGCGGCACAGCUCGCCUCAACGUUCUCCUACCCUCUGCCACCAUUCUCGCAUUCACCAUUUUCGCUCCUCUCCUAACCAACGAUGGCAAAUGCGAAUCAUUGAACCGCUGGCUUAUGGGCUGUUUCUUGGCACUCUUGGCCGCCUCUUGCAUCUUCCUUUCAAUCACCGAUAGCUUUCGCACAGCCACUGGGAGGUUAUAUUAUGGCGUGGCGACAAUCGGUGGAAUAUGGACUUUUAAUGGAGUACAGAAGAAGCCGCUUCUGCCGUCCGAUUAUAGAAUGAGGUGGUCGGAUCUUUUUCAUUCGUCGCUUUCAUUGAUUGCUUUUCUAACUUUUGCAGCUUUGCACGUCGAUGUGGUGGACUGUUACUACCCGGCGUUGCCGAGAAAGGUUACAAACACUGUACCUCUGGUGGUUGGAUUUGUGAUAAGUGUUUUGUUUGUGAUGUUCCCUUCAAGGAGAAGGGGAAUUGGGUAUCCUUUCUUGCUGCAGAGAAGAGCUUUAUACAGCAGAUAUUGAAACUUCAUACACAUCUAUACAUGCGUGUGUGUAAUGACAACCAAAGUUUAUUCACUUGUUUUUAGGUACUGUGAAUGCAAUGACACUUAUGCUUGUCAAACACUCCCAACACAUGUCGAAUACACGUCUAAACACUUCUAAUUAUUCAUUUUAUAUAUUUUUUUAAAAUUAAAAUCAUUUUGUCCAAUUAGAAUAUGCACGUCCAUCAUAUAGACAUGUAUACAAAACACAAGUUGAAGGAUAAUAAUUUGAAAGACAAUGACCAAGAAAAUAAGUGUAACUAACAACAAUUAAUCUCUCCUUCGUACUUUUAAAUUUAAAGACUUUCAAAGCCUAGAGCUUCUAAUUUGUAUAUAUAUUGGAUGUGGGAAAUGAUUCUUACCAACUUGUUAUAAUAGAGCAUAAAUGUAUUUGUUACGGAAAAAAUUAAAUGUUAUUAUUUUAAUGUGUAUAUAUAUAAAAAAAAAUAUAUUUAUUAAUUAUUAUGUCCGCGUGUGCUGUGUCUUGAUUUUUUUUGAUAUACUCGUGUCCGUGUGUCCAUAUUGUCCAUAUCUGUGAUUACCAUAGAAACACUGGUUUAUGAAAAUCAACUGAAAAACUAAAACUACAAAUGAUAGAAGCUAUAUUAAUGGAGAAUUGAAUGUUUCCAACUAAAUCAUGAAUUUGAAUAUAUAGCAAAGCCAGAUAAACCAAUCAUCCCAACAAGAUUUCUAAGAACAGGCUAGACACAGCUAAGAAAAAGCAGAAGGGAUUUUUU